AUGAGCAUUGAUAAUAAAGACAGCGGAAGGGAAGAAAUUUUGCUUGAAAUUCACUUCCACUUACAAACCAAUAAUUUAAAAUUCGAAAUCUCUGGUGUUCCACUUGGUGACGAAGAAAUUAAAGACAGACUACUCGAGGCAUUGGAACGACGUAAGAGAAGGUUCUUUGAAUGUGACGCCUUCAUCGCAGCACUUCUUUUAGAUCCUCUCAUCAACUGGUCAAAUAAUCAAGAAGAUUUCUUUGGCCCAGAACUACUGGAAAGAGGAAUGGUGCAUAUCGAAAAAAUUCACCAGGUACUUAUCAACAGAGGACAAGUUGAGCAACUAGAGGAUCAAAAUCGAGAUCAACAAAACGUCAUUUAUGAGGCAUUAGAUCAACGACUAGGAGGUGGUCGACGAGGACAAGAUCAAUCAUGGCAAAACAUAAACCAGCGAUUGACCAUUCGCCAACAGAUCAACAGGUUUCUAGCAGAGAUAAGAAUAUCAUCAGGCGCUAAGUUAAACCCGCAAAAGUACUGGUACAACAAACGUGAUAAAGAACCAGAAAUCUACAAGAGAUGUUGUAAUCUUCCUGAUUUAAAACAAAAAACAAAUAUUUCGAAUUUAAUAAUGGAAUAUCCAGAAUUAAGUAAUAUGACUCAAGAAGUUGUUCGUUGUUCUAAAGCCAAAAUUUAUAUGGAAAAAUCAAACCUAACUUCAUUUGACAAAAGCGAUUUCAAAAACUUUAUUAAGGACUCAACUAAUGAUUCAGAAUGGAUAGAAGCUUUCAAUAAAGCUGUUGAUCAAUGCAUUGAUAAUCUUUCACACUACAAGAAAAUUUUACAGCAGAUUCAUAAAGUGAGAGAUGAAGAUUGUGAUAUUAGGAAUGUCCAACAAAAUCUCUUGUCAACAUUGAAAAGUGCAAAAACACAAAAGAUUUUCUAG
This is a messenger RNA of Chironomus riparius, 924 nucleotides long. The record is from the annotation of a GenBank genome assembly. NCBI's taxonomy places the organism in Eukaryota, Metazoa, Arthropoda, Insecta, Diptera, Chironomidae.